AUGGAGACUGCGGAUCAGUAUUUCGACCUCGACGCCGUCAACAGCCACUCCGAAUUGGACGCGACCAUCCGCGCUUUCUUCUCCGACGGCGACGAAAAUCGCCUUCCCGGACUCGUCGAUCCUGUGGCGGACAGAAUCGAGCCCGCUCUUCCCACCACCGACGGCGCCGCCGAGUUCUAUCUCGGCCCUGGACGGUUCCCCGACUCCUGCUUCCUUCCGGUACCUCCUGCACUGGAGGUGUUUCCAGAUCUCAUGGAUCCGCCACUUCCGCCUCCUCUACCGGAGUCUUCCUACAGGGAAAGGAAGGCAGGGAAUGGCUUGUCGCCGCAGAGCAUAGCGGCGCGAGUGCGGCGUAAGCGGAUCAGCGAGAAGACGCGGGGGCUGGGGAAACUGGUCCCCGGCGGGAGCAGGAUGAGCACGGCGGAGAUGUUUCAGGCGGCGUACGAGUACAUCAAGUUCCUGCAGGCGCAGGUCGGACUGCUGGGGCUCAUGGAAUGGAAUGCUCCCAGUAAGGUGGAGCAAAAGGUUCAGGUUCUCAUCGGAUCAACGCCGGUGCAAGAGAAGCUGACGGGGGAGGGACGGUGCGUGGUGUCGAAGGAGGUGGUGGAAGCCAUGAUGGAGGAUGAAGACAUUAAAUCGAAUCCGUUGAUCGCAAGAGAGCUCGACCGUUUCGUUUCAUCGAUCUUUCGGUAG
This is a messenger RNA of Zingiber officinale, 693 nucleotides long. Its product is annotated as transcription factor bHLH52-like. The coding region runs from base 1 to 693 and encodes 230 amino acids. Lineage: Eukaryota; Viridiplantae; Streptophyta; Magnoliopsida; Zingiberales; Zingiberaceae. The record is from RefSeq and is a predicted model, not a curated record. Gene Ontology annotation, biological process: regulation of DNA-templated transcription. The transcript is spliced from 2 exons. Gene Ontology annotation, molecular function: DNA-binding transcription factor activity; protein dimerization activity.